GACACAUGGAAAUGAGGAAUAUUGGAUUACCAUGCACUGCUUACAUUUAUUUUGAGGGAUUUGCUGCACGGAAUGAGCUCUGUGAGAGCUGUCAAUCACCCCGUUGGAUUUAACAUGUCGUGCCAUCAUGCUUGAUCUGCGAUCAUCCACACUAAUGUUUUGAUGGCAAAGGAUCUACGUGUUUUUUUCCUUUCCUCUACCUGAUUUUAAACCCCUUAAACAUUAGUGAAUGCACAAAAGCCAAUUUUGGAUACUUUUGAGAACUUUUACAAGGAAAGGAUUUGUGAGGGGGUGGCGUCAGAACGUGACAGUAUUCUAAACAAACUGUCAGCUCUAUAAAGAGGACAAAACCAUGGCUUCAGUGUGGAAGAGACUGCAGCGUGUUGGGAAACAUGCUUCCAAAUUCCAGUUCGUCGCCUCUUACCAGGAACUUGUGGUGGAAUGCACAAAGAAAUGGCAACCGGACAAGCUAGUUGUUGUCUGGACACGCAGGAGCCGAAGGAAAUCAUCCAAGUCUCAUAGCUGGCAGCCUGGCAUCAAGAAUCCCUAUAGAGGAGUGGUGGUGUGGCCUGUCCCAGAGAACAUAGAGAUCACUGUCACACUAUUUAAGGAUCCCCAUGCAGAGGAGUUUGAAGACAAAGAGUGGACCUUUGUCAUUGAAAAUGUGAGUGCUUUUAUUCCACUCUUGUUGUUCUGUUGAGUUCUGUGUGCAGCCUGACACCUAGUGCUCAAACACAGUAAUCACACUAAUGUUGCAGUUUCAGAGUGCAAGAAUAAAGAAUGACUGAUUUGAGGCAGAAUAUGUUUGUGUC
This is a messenger RNA of Carassius auratus (goldfish), 812 nucleotides long. Its product is annotated as EH domain-binding protein 1-like. The transcript is spliced from 4 exons. The coding region runs from base 353 to 700 and encodes 115 amino acids. The record is from RefSeq and is a predicted model, not a curated record. Lineage: Eukaryota; Metazoa; Chordata; Actinopteri; Cypriniformes; Cyprinidae.